CCGUCGUCUUGCUCGUUGCUCAUCAUCCCUCUCACUCUUGCGGCAAUUAAACCCGCAAUGUUCUACCUUAGCCGAAUUGAGCACUCUUUGCGUCUGCCUCCUUCUCUGCUUAGCCAUCGUCUAAAAGAUGCUGUCAAGGGAGAGCUUGAAAAUCUUUUCUUAGAUAAGGUGAUCUCGAAUUUGGGACUUUGCAUUUCUGUCUAUGAUAUCGAAUCCAUUAAGGAUCACUUCAUCUUACCAAACGAUGGGCACCCAACGCUAACGGUGGUGUUCACAAUGAUUAUGUUUCGUCCAUUUGAGGGAGAGAUAAUUACUGCAAAAGUCAUAGAGUCUACUGCCGAUGGUUUACGUUUGUCACUGGGAUUUUUUGAUGAUAUUUACAUACCAAAUCAUCGUUUUCCUAUUCCGUGCCACAAGAAGGGCGACUCAAAAAAGAAUGUUGUCUUAUGGUACUGGAAGCCUUUUGACGAUGAGCUUCCAAUUUAUUUGAAGGACCAGAUACGGUUCCAGGUUGAAAGUGUGAACUAUCCUAAAAUUCCAAUUGAGCAGCCAGAAAACUCAAAACCAUUUGCCCCAAUGGAGGUUAAAGGGUCAAUUGAUUUUGAUGGUUUAGGUCCUGUUCAGUGGUGGCAAGAUGUCGAUGAAGAAGCUUAGGCUCACAUUCUCUUUAGCAAAGGCGAGCUACUUGAAUCUCAGUUUCUUGUAAUUGUGCUUGAAGGCAAGUAGACAAAAUUGAUAGAGUAUGUUAAUUGUUAAAUGUGGAUGGAAGUUAAAAUCAUUAAGGUUCUAAUUCGAGGGGAGACUUAUUUUUGGUUACAAGCUUUGCAUUGUCUCACUUAGACACAAAAGUUUACCAACUUUAGGCUACUGUGACAGCUUCUGGACACUAGCUAGUUGAAGCAUUGAGUUUCUAAUAUCCUUAAUUUCAAUUGAGAAAAUGUAAAUCAACACAUUACCUUGUCAAUGGAUCUGUAACGUAACUAACAGUUCAGGCAAACAAAAGAAACAUGUUUCUGU
Messenger RNA from Fragaria vesca subsp. vesca, 1017 nucleotides. RefSeq names its product DNA-directed RNA polymerase III subunit RPC8-like. The record is from RefSeq and is a predicted model, not a curated record. Lineage: Eukaryota; Viridiplantae; Streptophyta; Magnoliopsida; Rosales; Rosaceae. The transcript is spliced from 8 exons. Gene Ontology annotation, biological process: transcription initiation at RNA polymerase III promoter; DNA-templated transcription. Gene Ontology annotation, cellular component: RNA polymerase III complex. The coding region runs from base 58 to 654 and encodes 198 amino acids.